Molecule: messenger RNA, 825 nt
Organism: Leishmania braziliensis MHOM/BR/75/M2904
Lineage: Eukaryota; Euglenozoa; Kinetoplastea; Trypanosomatida; Trypanosomatidae
Exons: 1
Coding region: 1-825 (274 amino acids)
Source: RefSeq, a predicted model, not a curated record
AUGCUGCGGCCCACACAUUUAUCGCGGCUCGUCACGAGCGGCACCGUCGCCGUUACACCGUCCUGCUGGACGACGAAGCCUGCUGGCUGGUAUCUUGUUCCGAGCAGCAUCUUACCAGAAACAGAGGAACUGCGCGUCAGCAAGCGCUUUGAUUUUCUCAAUCAUUGCGCCCAGUACCUCUUCCUCGGACAGGUGAUGGCCCUCGCCGAGGAGGUCAAGUGCUUCCCACGGCUGGAGUGGUUCUACACCGAGCUCAGCUUUUCACUGCCACCGACGAAGGAAGCGGAGGUGCUGGCGAACUACAUGAACGAUCAGGAGCGUCUGCGGUGCGGUCUACGCAACCACUCUGAGGGCGGCACCAGCUCGUCCGACAUUUUAUGGAGCAAGGAGCUGAAGGAGCGCGUGCAGCGCCGCGCUGAAGAAGACUUCUGCUGGCUCCUCACGAAGGAUCAGCGCAAGACAGAGAAGUUCUUGCAGGAGACGUUCAUUCAGUGGCACCACCGCGCGGACUACCUCGUGACGCGCAAAAGUCGCGAGAAGCGCGAGUUCCGUGAAGACCUGACGCUGCAAAAGGUGAUUCAGCAAGGACAGGAGCGCAAACGGCGCAUGCAGCGGCGCCGCUGCCGUGACGAGGAGCGGCAGGAAGCCAUCAAGUCUGGCAGGGAGUCUGAGUGGGACAGCUUCACACAUGACGUGCUACCGCGUGAGCUGCGCGAGGCGCUUGAUCGGGAGAGCGACGGCAUGGAAGAUGUACGGCUCUCUCGCGCCGGCACGGCCACUGGCGGAUGGAGUCGAAGCAUGCGCUCUCAUCCGAAUCUUCGGUAA